Messenger RNA from Diabrotica balteata, 3324 nucleotides. The record is from the annotation of a GenBank genome assembly. Lineage: Eukaryota; Metazoa; Arthropoda; Insecta; Coleoptera; Chrysomelidae.
AUGAAGGUAUUAGUUCUCCUUUCUUUAGUAGCACUCAGCGUUGCUCUACCAACACUCCUUGAUAGAACCGUAAGAGUAAAAGAAGAUGGAACUGUAUCUCUCUUCGGCUCUAGAGGUAUCGAAAUCGAUAUCCUCAAGAGUAUUGUCGAUCCCAGAAUUGUCGAAGUCGUCUUCAGAAGUCCCAACACAAGAACCCAGAUAUUACAAAUCGAGGAACCAUUAAGAACUGGAAACAUGAACAACCGUUACGUUCUUGGCGUUUCAGUUGACCAAGACUACAAUCAAGCUGAUGUUCUUGUCAACAUUUUCCGCCAUUAUCAAGGUACACUUGACGAUACUAAAUACUACAGUCUCCUCAAUAAAAUUCAAUUGUUGGUUAAAGCUGGACUCGUCAACCAGACAAUUUACGACAUUAUCAAAAACUGGGAUCUCGAAUACCGUAUGCAAGGAGUUAGAAACGUCUGCAAGUUAGAUCGUGGCAAUGGUAAUCAAUCCAAUAAUGAAAUGUCGCAUGUUUCGAUAUACGAAAAUACCGGCUCAGACACAGGUUUUUCACCUACAGUUAAUCCACAAAAUACAACGAACGGUAGUUACGAAGUUAUGGAAGAUGGUUCGCUAGCUAUUGUGACUGGAACUUCACCUGAAAACAUGCUAGAUGGAAUUAUAGGAUAUUCAUUAGAUACCGAUGCCGCCUUAUUGGAAUUGGAAGAAAACAAUGGUGUAGCAAUUCAAGGCACUUAUAGUAUUGUUGAAAAUAUGAUGUUAUCAACUACUGAUACUGAGAGUAGUAAUUUGACUAACUUAAGUACUCCAACUUCCUCCAGCACAAGCUACACAAGCACGAAUAAAAGAAAUUUAUUCGCUACAUCUCAAGCUAGACCAGCCAAAAAAUCAAAGAAAAUCACCGACUAUAUGGACAUAUUACAAGAGUAUGAAGAGGAGAAGAUAAGCACUGCACUAGCCAAAUUUAUAUUCGGCUGUAACUUACCAUUUACUGUGGUAGAAUCACCUCUCUUUAAAAAUUUUAUAAAAACGAUCCGUCCUGCUUAUUUAGACAAAAUUCCUGGCCGGAAAAAACUUUGUACAUCGCUUUUAAAUAAGUGCUAUGAAGACUGUAUUGAGAUUUCACGUAAAAAAGUGGAAACCGAGUCAGUCAUUUUGUGUGACGGUUGGAAAAACUCAUCUACUAAUUCUAAAACGGUUGUGACAAUGUUGCAUAGUGCAGACGGAAAAAAUGCCUUUCUUGAUGCUUGGGAUUUAACCACGGAGUCUGAGACUGGAGAAAAACUUGCCGAAAUAAUAACAGAAUCUAAAAAAAUUGCAAAAGAAAAAUACGAUGUAGAUGCGUACGGUAUAGUUUCGGAUAAUGCUAGUGCAAUGAUUAAAAUGGGAUCCCUCCUCAAGCACAACAUGUGGCACUCUACGUGCAGUAGCCACACCGGCAACCUUUUAGCCAAAGACGUGCUGGAUAAAAAGUUAGUCGACAAUGUGGUCAUUGUCCUCAAAGAAUUUAAGCAACCAGAUUUAGAAAAAAUGAUAGUUGAUAAGGGAGGGCGCAGAAUCCAAUUGCCGGCCGAAACAAGAUGGUGCUCUUACCGAGAUUCUUUCAAAAGUCUCCUAGAAAAUCUGGUAUAUAUGAAACAAGUAGCCGCUGUAACGAAAAAAAAGAUUAAGCCGAAAGUCAAGGAAUUAAUCUUCAACGAUGAAUUUGUGGAUGAGAUUCAACAGAACAUAGAAAUUUAUGAACCCAUUUGUAAUCUGAUCAAUGCUUGUCAGAAAUCUGACACAUCUGUAGCAGAUGCCGUUCAUCUGUGGCUCAAUUUGAAUCUGCCAGAUAACCUUAAAGAAAAAUUGAAACACAGACAACAAAUGGCGUUAAACGUGUACGCAUUAACUGCGUACUAUCUGCAUCCGAAAUAUGAAAAUUCCAAGCUUACGUCAGAGCACACUGGUAGAAUAACUCAGUUCUUACUCAGAAAGUUGUGCAAUCAGGGCAUAGAAGAAUGGGACAAAUUUAACACUAAAUCGGUCUCUGCCAAAGCACGAAGAGAUUCAACACUGUUUCAUGAUAUUGUCCCCGUUCAGGGAGUAAGUGCUCUUCGUCAAUACGUUGGACAAGUUGGAGAUGUUAUGCGUCUUGGUGAAAAUUUACAUUAUGGAACCCAAAGAAACUGGAAUCUUGACCAAGACUUGCUCCAAAACUAUUUUCCACUUAAACAUUUCCAAACUCUGCUCGGACAAAUCCAACAGCAACGUGAACUUCAACAAAGUUUAUUAAACCAACAACAAUAUUUACCUCAACAAUAUCUAUCUGGGCAAUAUCUUCUUGAAGAUCAAAUAAACACUGACCAAAUCUUGAACCAAAUUUACAGACAACAGAUUGGACAAAGUCCAUUGAACCGUUAUUUGGUAAACAUGCGACUUGUAAAUGGAGAACAAUUAUACGAAGUUCCUGAAAAAUUCGUUAAUGUUCAACUUCUUGAACAACUCUUUGUUAAACAAGAAAUGAUCAACCAAAAAUGGACUGAAAUCAUAGAAAGAGGACAACCAAUCACUGAAGAUGUUCUCUACGAACAACAACUUAUUAACGAACAGAUCGAAAAGCUUAUUGAACAAUUAGUUUACCACCAAAAUCUCAUUACACGUGAAGUUGAACAAUAUAUUGUUAAAGGACAAGUAGUUCCCCAGCAGCUUGUUUACCAACAGAGAUUGGUCUACCAACAAGUUCAUGAAUUGAUCGAACGUUUGAACUACCAACAGCUCUUCUUGAACCGUCAAGCCGAAAGCAUAACCGAACUCGAUACUAUAUCCCUUCAAAGAUGGAUUGUACAACAAACUAUUAUUCACGAACAGAUCCAAAAACUAAUUCAACAAUUAUUAUUCCAACAAACACACGUAAGAGAACAAAUUCAAGUAUUAAUUCAACAAGGAAAAGUUAUCCCACAGGAAGUCGUCCUCUACCAAAGAAUUACCUACCACUACGUUGAAAGAUUUCUUCAAGUUUUGAUUAAACAAUUCGUAUAUCAACAAAACUACUACAAACAGUUGAUCCAACUCUUGGGACAACAAAGACACCCUAUUCCCCAAGAAUUAGUUUCCCAAUACUUCAUCAUUUACAAGCAAUUACUUCAGCUGAUUCAACACGGAGAUAUUGUACCUGAAGAUUUGAUCUACCAACAAAGACUAAUCCACCAACAGAUUGUUCUCAUGCUCCAACAAUUGAAAGUUGUUCCACAACAAUUAAUAACCGAGAUGGUUCCUAACACACAAGAACGUUUGUGGCAGACUCAAAGCAUUUUCCAAAGAUUGCCUCGCGUUUAUUAA